AUGGAGAUGGAGAGUUUGGAGGAGGAGGCCAAGAAGAGGAACAUGAGCAAGAAGAAGCACGCGAGGCUCCACAAAUCAUUCCGCCACUUCUCCAAGGCACUCAAGAAGCUCAAUGGCCAUGGCCGUCCAAGCGCCAACGACAACCCAUCCCCCGCCUCCACCAGCUCGUUCCUCUCCGCGUGCAUGCACCCUCGGACCCACUCCUUCUCCUUCCCCGGCGGCCGCCAACGCCACGUCGAUGCCCAUAACCGCGACAACGACGACGAUGCUCUCGCCGCCGGCUUCCGGUCACUCCGGAUCGGCCCGACGGCCGUUCUUGAUGACGACGGCGACGACGGUUCGUCGACGCAGGAAGAUUACGAUGGCGUCGAGAGCGAGGAGGGCACCUCGCAGGCGAUGGCUGCCACCAAGGCAGUGGUGGCCGGUUCAAGCGGCGGCGUGGCGGUGGUGACGUUCUCCGUCGCGCCGUACGAGGACUUCCGGCGCUCCAUGCGAGAGAUGGCCGACGCGCACUGGGCAAGGCGGGAGGCGGCGGCGCCGGCGGUGGACUGGGACUUCAUGGAGGAGCUGCUCUUCUGCUACCUCCAGCUCAACGACCGAGCGGUGCACAAGGACAUCCUCCGGGCGUUCACCGACACGGUCGCCGCGCUCCGGCGGAGGCGCAGGGCGCCGAAGCCGAAGAGCAGGCGGACACGGCGUCGGCAGCCCAAGGGUGACGACGGAGGAAACGUUGGUGACGUCGAGGAGACGGUGGCUUCGUCGUGA
This is a messenger RNA of Lolium perenne, 765 nucleotides long. NCBI's taxonomy places the organism in Eukaryota, Viridiplantae, Streptophyta, Magnoliopsida, Poales, Poaceae. The record is from RefSeq and is a predicted model, not a curated record.